This is a messenger RNA of Colletotrichum truncatum, 678 nucleotides long. Its product is annotated as transposon I factor. The record is from RefSeq and is a predicted model, not a curated record. NCBI's taxonomy places the organism in Eukaryota, Fungi, Ascomycota, Sordariomycetes, Glomerellales, Glomerellaceae.
AUGAAGGUUAUCAACGGGAUACAGAGGAUUGGAGCUCAAGCGAUCAUUGGAACCUUCAAUACAGUGGCCACAGCGGUCGCCGAAGCAGAAGCAAGCAUACAGCCAGCUCAGGAACGAUUCGACAGGAAAGCGAUCAAGUUCUGGAGCUUCAAGAGGAGCAUCUCACCUUUCCAGAAGAUGGCCACAGGAUACCAAGACCUACCAGUGGAUAGGCUAGAGACCAUCGAAGCGUUUCCCCAGGCACCGUGGGAAGACCGAAUUCAUACGGUAGUGGAAGAAGGCGGCGAUAGGGCGAGCAGGGCGAGCAAGGCGACCCAGACUGGGUGGGCCAUGAGAGCUGCAAUAGGCAGCUCGGCAAGAAACGGAACCGUGGGCUACGGAAAAGCAGUACUGCUCCCUUUGUCACAUAGGAGAGGCGGCUCCAUGACGACAGGAUCAACCACCGUCGGCCCUAGGACGGAGCAAAACCCGUAUACGGCGGAACUCAUGGCGAUAGCAGCGGUGCUGGAGUCUCUUUCGGAAAGGAUCCGCCAUCGGGCAAUCUAUGUGUUUUCCACCAACGAAGUGGCCAUAGUAGCUGGGAGACCGCGACAACAAUCAGGCCAACAAGAGAUCCGUCGCAUAAACGAGGCAGCCAAGACGCUCGCAAGUAAAGGCAACAAGGUUACACUCUUCUGA